CUCUUAAUGUGUUUGUGGUGGAGAAAGAAGGAUGGGAACCAUGAAGAACUCUUCCAAGUUCAGUCUACUGGAAAGCCAAGGCUGUGACUCAAGUAUUGCAAUUCCAGCUAAACUCAUUACAGCUACUGAGUGCUUCGAAAAGAAAGAACAAGCAUGGUUUGUGACUUCCAAAGUCCCAACAGAUCUGACAGUUCAAGUUGGAGACAUCACCUUUUAUGCCCACAAGCAUCCAUUGACUUCAAGAAGCGGCUAUAUCAAUAGACUCGAUCUGCAGUCGACUUCUAAAUCGAAUUUCGAUAAUGAUAUCAAGCUUAACAAUUUCCCUGGUGGAUCAGGGACAUUUGAGAUCAUUUUAAAAUUUUGCUAUGGUCUCCCCAUAGAUCUGACUCCAACAAAUGUAGCUCCACUAAGAUGUGCAUCAGAAUUCCUGGAGAUGACUGAAGAGUUUGAAGAUGGCAACCUCAUCUCCAAGACUGAGGCUUUCCUCACAUUCAUAGUCCUCUCUUCUUGGAAGAACUCCAUUACUGUCCUCAAAUCUUGUGAGUCUCUCUAUCCAUGGGCUGAGAACCUCCAAAUUAUCAGAAGGUGCUGUGACUCCAUUGCCUGGCAAGCCUCUAGAGACAAUUUGGCAAAUGGGGAAUUUACUGAUAAUGAAAGAUGGUGGUUUGAUGAAGUGUCAACCCUUCGCAUUGAUCAUUUUGUUAGGAUUAUAACUGCAACAAGAGCAAAAGGAGCAAAACCAGAAGUUAUCGGUGCAUGCAUUAUGUACUAUGGAGAGAAAUGGUUGUGUGGCAUGGGUUUAGGAUUAACAGACCAUGGUAAGGGAUCUGGAAGGCAUGAGCUGCAAUUGAGUAUUCUGAGUGGAAAGAGGCAAGAAGGAAGUCCAGGCUACAAUAAGGAGCAAAGGGUGUUAAUAGAGAGCUUAAUAAGCAUUCUUCCACCUGAGAAGGAAGCUGUCUCAUGUAAGUUCCUGUUACAGAUGCUAAAGAUGGCAACAGUAUAUUCAGCUACUCCAGCACUAGUAUCAGAGCUCGAGAAGAGGAUUGGAAUGGUGUUGGAGGAUGCCAAUGUGAAUGAUCUUUUGAUUCCAAACUACAGAGGUGGAGAUGAAGAGAAGCACUCACAAAGCCCUCAAUCUGGAGAAUGCACCAUGCACGACAUUGAGACAGUUCAAAGAAUUGUGGAGUACUUUUUGAUGCAUGAACAGCAAAGGCACCAACAAAAUUCUGAAAAUUCACAAGUUGGCAAGUUGUUAGACAAUUAUUUGGCAGAGAUUGCAAGAGACCCAAAUCUUACCAUCUCCAAAUUCCAAGUUCUUGCUGAAGCCUUGCCUCCAGGUGCACGAGCAUGUGAUGAUGGUCUUUACAGAGCCAUCGACACCUAUCUCAAGACUCAUCCUUCAACAAAUGAACAUGAUCGGCGGAGGUUGUGCAAAUUAAUGGACUGUGAGAAGCUGUCACUCGAUGCAUGCAUGCAUGCAGGACAAAAUGAUCGGUUGCCCCUCAGAACAAUCAUCCAGGUGUUGUUCUCAGAGCAAUUAAAGGUGAGGGCAGCAAUCCACGAAAAGAAGCCAGUUCCAGAUGAGAUCACUGAACAGGAGAAUCGUUGGUCAUCUGCAGAAAAGGAGAUUGAGAGCACCAAAGCAGAACUAGGAAUGGUCAAGACAAUGCUGCAAGAACUGCAAAAAGAUUACUCUGAACUGCAACAGGAACUUGAGAAGCUCAACAUCAAGCAAAAGAGUGCGUCUAGUUGGAGUUAUGGAUGGAAGAAGCUCAAGAGUUCCACUUUUUUCCAUGGGAAAAUAGACUCUGACACAACUAGAGAUGAGAAUCACAGUCAAACCCCAACUGGUAGCAAAGUAAGUCGCCAAAGAAGGCGAUCCAUCUCCUAAAGUCACCGACACCAUCUAUCCUACAAAAAUACAAACCCUGCAGAAAAUCAUAGACACCAUCAGAGUUUACUUCCUCUUCCCGGUUGAAGUUGGUUUCCUCCAAGACCUUGAAGCAAAUCCAUCAGACUCUGCAUAAAUCAUAUUGCCUAAAUAUUGGGUUUUUGUUAGUUCGCCUAAAUAUCAGGUUAUUGUUGGUAGUGUCUCAUGACAUUUUUAAUCCUUCAGACCUUGCAAGCUCAUUCAGUGUGUCAAUUUUUCCUUAAAUCAUCCUGCCUUCAUAUACUGUGGAACACCUUUUUCCUUAAGUAGGCCUACAGAGAAGAAAUAAGAGUUCAUCAACUUUCUUCAAUACAAAGUCAGCAUUUUCUAAAAGGUGAAAACAGACCCAUUGUCAACUGCGAACUUCCAGAAACAAUGCCAGAUAUUCUUGUCAUA
Molecule: messenger RNA, 2326 nt
Organism: Macadamia integrifolia
Lineage: Eukaryota; Viridiplantae; Streptophyta; Magnoliopsida; Proteales; Proteaceae
Product: BTB/POZ domain-containing protein DOT3
Exons: 6
Coding region: 32-1891 (619 amino acids)
Molecular function (GO): protein binding
Source: RefSeq, a predicted model, not a curated record